UUUUUACAACAAAUCGGGAGAUUUUGCAUAUCAAUUCAGAAUAAAACCAAUUCAGAAGUUGUAGAGAUAAAUCAGGAAUCAGUAAAUUUGCAUGUGCAUUCUACCAGUGAUGUUGUUGUUCAUAUGGCGCAUGAAGAACCCAUAGAAAGUGCUCCUCCUCAAGGUUCCUAUUUUGAUAUCGAAAUACCUGAAGGUGUUGAUGCUGCAUUUUUGGCAGCCUUACCAGUAGAAAUUCGCGAGGAAGUUCUAAGGGAUUAUUCAAGGCAGCAAAGAGCGCAGAGACUUGCAAGAUCUACUGGUAUUGGAGAUGAUUCUGGAGCUCAAAGCGCAGGUGGGAGCGGAAAUGAUUUGCAACCUUUAGAUCCUGAAUUCUUAAGUGCUCUACCCCCUGAUUUACAAGAUGAGAUCAUAGCGCAGCAUGAACGGUCAAUUAGACUUGCGAAUGAGCGGCAAAAUGCGAUUGUUGAUGAUGCUGCUGCAGUUAUUGAAUCGUUGCCACCAACCCUUCGAGCCCAAGUUUUAGCAGAUGCACAUGAAUCGGUCUUGCAGGUAUUGCCGCAAAAUGUCGUUGCUGAAGCUCGUCGUCUUAGAGCUAAUUUUGAACAUCAAGUUUUAAUGCGACUUGCAAGGCUGCUAGCCCCUGGACGAUUUCGGCAGACAGCUAGAAGCAAUCAGAAUUCGUUUGGAAUAAAUGUUCCGUUUGGUACUCUAGCAGGAAACACUAACCUAGCCACAAAUAUCGUAAAGGAAUUAUUUGAUCGUAACUCAAUCAUUGUUAUAGUAAUUUUGUUUUUCGUAGAUCCUUCUCGCCUACACAUUCAGCGAUUACAAAAAUUAGUGCGGAGCAUGUGUUUACAUUCAAAAACCUGUGAAUUUAUGAUAUGGUGUCUUUUGGCCGUCUUUAACGAGCUUGAUGCUAGCGCAAAUGAUUAUGAGGAAUUAGUUGGACUUUCUGCGGGAUUUAUUGAUAGUAUAUCAGUCAACUGUGGUCAUAUGCAGUUCGAACGCGCCAUCAAAUUUGUCAGUGAACAAGGAAAAGUGAAAAUUCAUCCCUUGGCUGCAAUUAAUGUUGCCAGAUAUAUUUUGGAAACGUUGAUAAAUCUUGCAAAAGCUUUUCCUGGUCAGUUUUUGCCGGUAAGAUUGCGCAAAAACGUUUCUUCAGAUGAGCCAGUUAUUCAUGAUACCGUACCAUUUUCGCAAUUCUGGCAAGAUGUCUAUAAGUAUGUGAUAAAUUUCUGUAAAAUUAUUAGAUUUGAAAGCUACCCUCUUUUAAUGACAAAUUCUGAUCAAAUGCACAUAUUUAAGAUUCUGAUGGAUGGUAAACUUUCGGAUGAUGGUUUAACUGCUGGGAGAUUACUGCUUUUAGAAGCUCUGCGCGCUUUAACCCCUUAUGUCGCGAACUUUGUUAAUUCUCUUCUUAUAACUUCUGUUGAAACAUUGGGAAAUCGCCUUUUGCGUCUUAUCAAACUUUUCAUAAAGGAAUUGGAAGAGGUGCCUUUUGGUGAUGAAACAAUUUUAGCAGAGUCAUCAGAUCAGCCAAGUACUUCAAGGUUUAUUUUCAUAUUAAUGCGGAUAUUUCAGUGGUCUCUUCAUUAUAGUGAAUUCACUAAUUUUUUUCAGGCAAGAAAAUUUGUCGCCUCUUACCAUUCAGAGAAACUCUCAUCACUCAGAAACUUCACCGUAAUUAUUUCAUUCCAGAAAGACGGUAGCCUAAGUUCAGCAUUAGCUGGAUUAGAUCCUUUAUGGGAAGCAACUUCAAUUUGUCUUAAACGCUUAGAACGUGCUGGAACUCAUGCAGCUCUAGUUUUGCAGCCAACGGCUGAAGCUUUUUUCAUUGUCCAUGCAUCUGCUGUUUGCGAUAUAGAAUUAGCCAGACAGCAUGAGCAUCCAGAUGCUCAAAAACUCAUUCAUUUCACAGAACGCCAUAGAAAUGUCAUAAAUCAAGUAUUGCGUCAAAACGGUCAUACGUUCAUCGAAAGUCCAUUUUCUGCUCUUCUUCAUAUUCCUAAACUUCUAGAUUUCGACGUCAAACGAAAAUAUUUUUUGCGGCAAAUUCAGAGAAUGGAGGAUCGUGCAAGGAGUGAUAGCAUUGGCAUCAGAGUGCGUCGUAGUCAUCUCUUCAGCGAUAGCUUUCGCGAGUUAUUCCGCCUUCGAGGUCCUGAGUGGAAAUCGCGAUUUUACGUAGUUUUUGAAGGUGAAGAAGGUCAAGAUGCUGGUGGUCUUCUUCGUGAAUGGUUUUCAAUAAUCACCCGUGAAAUUUUUAAUCCAAAUUAUGCACUUUUCCUUACAGCUCCUGGCGAUCGAGUUACAUAUAUGAUUAAUAAAUCAUCUCACAUUAAUCCAGAGCAUCUUGAUUAUUUCAAGUUUGUUGGUCGCAUCAUCGCAAAAGCAAUUUAUGAAGAUAAACAAUUGGACUGUUAUUUUACGAGAGCUUUUUACAAACACAUAUUAAGUAUUCCAGUGAGAACACUUGACCUUGAGUCCGAGGACCCAAGUUUCCAUAAAUCGCUCGAAUUUCUUCUUACCAACCCAGUCGAAGAUUUUGGAACGGAUUUGACAUUCAGUCUGGAAGUGGAAGAAUUUGGAGAGCGCAAAUUGCGAGAGCUUAAAGAAAACGGAGCAUCGAUCAUUGUGACCGAUGGAAAUAAAGAAGAAUAUGUCAAACUUGUGAGCCAAAUGAAAAUGACUGGAUCAAUUAAUCAACAACUGAAAGCGUUUUUGGAUGGUUUCUAUGAAAUUAUUCCAAAAGAUCUCAUUUCAAUUUUCAAUGAGCAAGAAUUAGAAUUAUUGAUUAGUGGUCUGCCAAAUUUUGAUAUUGAUGAUCUCUUCGCUAAUACGGAUUAUAAAAGUUAUAGCAAAUCAUCACCACAAAUCCAAUGGUUUUGGAAAGCCCUUCGCUCGUUUGAAGAUGAAGAUCGUGCAAAAUUUUUACAGUUCGUGACAGGUACCAGCAAAGUACCAUUGCAAGGUUUUGCUUCACUGGAAGGAAUGAAUGGCAUACAGAAGUUCUCAAUUCAUUUAGAUUCUCGUUCAUCUGAUCGUCUUCCUACUGCACAUACUUGUUUCAAUCAGCUUGAUUUACCUCAGUAUGAGUCGUAUGAGAAGCUCCGAGAUAUGCUUCUGCUUGCUGUUCGUGAAUGCACGGAAGGUUUUGGAUUUGCUUGA
Messenger RNA from Dracunculus medinensis (Guinea worm), 3165 nucleotides. The record is from the annotation of a GenBank genome assembly. NCBI's taxonomy places the organism in Eukaryota, Metazoa, Nematoda, Chromadorea, Rhabditida, Dracunculidae.